Messenger RNA from Strongylus vulgaris, 567 nucleotides. NCBI's taxonomy places the organism in Eukaryota, Metazoa, Nematoda, Chromadorea, Rhabditida, Strongylidae. The record is from the annotation of a GenBank genome assembly.
AUGCUUCGAGUACUGAAACUCUACAAAUUUGGAUAUGACCGUGAGUUCUACCCAGGUUACGCUACCUCUAUGGCCUCUUAUCCAGGACUGUUGUACUCCUCCGACGACUUUGCUUUAAUGUCAUCUGGAUUGGCAGUGAUCGAGACAACGAUUAGCGUAUUCGACAAAAACCUUUUCAACAACACCAAGGCUACCGGACAGCUUCCUACAUGGAUCCGUGCUAUCGUUUCCAAUCAGCUGGCAAGAGAUGCUAGAGAAUGGUGCAAGCUAUAUGCUAAAUAUAACUCUGGGACCUAUAAUAAUCAAUGGUACAACGACUACACGAAGGAUGAGUUCUCAAAGUGCAAUUGCAAUCCUCCUUACUCGGCCGAAGCGGGAAUUUCCGCACGUGGCGACUUGAAUCCCGCCAAUGGAACCUACGAGUUUCCAGGACAAGGUCAUGUCAAUCAUGGAGCUCUUGACUACAAGGGAACUAACGUUAGCUUGAUGAAGAAAUUGGAAUUUCGAGCGCAAGGGGGGCCAACAUGGGGUACCGUACCUCCAUUUAAGUGGAGCACUUUCGACUUU